Molecule: messenger RNA, 696 nt
Organism: Parus major (Great Tit)
Lineage: Eukaryota; Metazoa; Chordata; Aves; Passeriformes; Paridae
Gene: FGF3
Product: fibroblast growth factor 3
Exons: 3
Coding region: 1-687 (228 amino acids)
Biological process (GO): cell differentiation; regulation of cell migration; positive regulation of gene expression
Cellular component (GO): cytoplasm
Molecular function (GO): growth factor activity; fibroblast growth factor receptor binding
Source: RefSeq, a predicted model, not a curated record
AUGGUUAUAAUUUGGAUCUUGUUCCUGACUCUGUUGCAGGAGCCGUGGUCCCCAGGGCGGGCCGCGGCCGUGCCCGAGGCCGCCGGAGCCGCCCCCCGGCCGCGCCGGGAUGCGGGGGGACGCGGCGGCGUCUACGAGCACCUCGGGGGAGCGCCCCGGCGCAGGAAGCUCUACUGUGCCACCAAGUACCACCUCCAGAUCCACCCCAGCGGCAGGAUCAACGGCACGCUGGAGAAGAACAGCGCCUUCAGUAUUCUGGAAAUAACUGCUGUGGAUGUUGGAAUCGUUGCCAUCAAGGGCCUGUUCUCUGGCAGAUACCUGGCCAUGAACAAGAGGGGCAGACUUUAUGCAUCAGAGAACUACAACUCUGAGUGUGAGUUUGUGGAGAGGAUCCAUGAGCUGGGUUACAACACCUACGCCUCCCGUCUGUACCGGACUGUCCCCAGCAGGGCCAGCACCAAGCGCAAAGCCAGCGCUGAGAGACUCUGGUACGUCUCAAUCAAUGGCAAAGGACGACCCAGGAGGGGCUUUAAAACCCGCAGGACACAGAAAUCCUCUCUCUUUCUGCCCAGAGUGCUGGAUAACAAAGACCAUGAGAUGGUCCGGCAGUUCCACACAAACACAAAAUACCGGGAGAGUCUCCUGAAGGCCCCAAGCAAGAACCAGCGCAGAAGGAGAGGACACUGACGGGGUGGG